This is a messenger RNA of Pseudoliparis swirei, 1788 nucleotides long. It is a transcript of the gene nppcl, whose product is annotated as natriuretic peptide C-like. The record is from RefSeq and is a predicted model, not a curated record. Gene Ontology annotation, cellular component: extracellular region. The coding region runs from base 974 to 1369 and encodes 131 amino acids. The transcript is spliced from 3 exons. Lineage: Eukaryota; Metazoa; Chordata; Actinopteri; Perciformes; Liparidae. Gene Ontology annotation, biological process: receptor guanylyl cyclase signaling pathway; cGMP biosynthetic process. Gene Ontology annotation, molecular function: hormone receptor binding; hormone activity.
AGAUACUUGCCAACAACCGGCUAACUGUGUGAUAGCGGCAGCACUUAGGUUUUAUCUGAUGACAAAUUGACCCACUGAAUAAAUUAUACUCAAAUUUGUCGAGUACAUUUUCCCAGUUUGUAACUUUAAUGCUUUACAAAGCUGAAAUGUGUUGGUGCCGGUAUGAAAACGUCAAACAAGUACAGAGGAGAUCUUCACGGACUACAUUGUCCAAUUUCUGAUGUACAUUUGUAUCUGCUGGGGAUUUAUUUGCUUGAAUUAAUGAGAGGCUGCUGAACUUUAAACUGUUGUAUUGUGGAGUCAUUUGGCAGCAGGGGGUACAGGGAGCAGAUGGCUCUGACGGACUGUAACUAACCCAACAGAGAAGGGAGUUUAGUGCAUGCUGGGAACGACUGGAGACAAAGGGGAGCGAGGGAGGCUGAUGUGGAACAUUGAUGCAGCGCAAGAAAUGUGUAUUUCAGAUUGUCCUGGCAUAAAAGCCGUGAAUCUUUUGAGCUGGCUCAUUGAGGCAUUGAGCUGGCUGUUGCCCUCUGACCUUGCUUUCUGCAGCACAGUUUGGCAUUCAGAGUACACAGUCACCUUGCCAAUGACAAUCACUCUCUAAGGCUAUGACAUCACUCCAGAGAAAGGAGAUGAGGAGGAGGAAGGAUAUGGGUUGGUUGUGGGGGGGGCGGUCGUCUCUUGCUCUACAAAACCGCUGCAGCAUCCCAGCUGAUGCCCCAACAUGCAGCUUCUGCCAAGAGGACAGACGCAAGAGGAAGAACAAUCCUUUAAAUUCCAUCACGGAGCGAAGAGUCGGAGGAGUCCCCCGAGUGAGCUGGUGGUGCUCCCUGCAGGUGCCAACAAGUGAGAGGAGACCGAGAACAGAGAUGGAGACGAGUCUGUGAGAGCAGAAGAAACCCCGAGACCCUCAGAACCCAAACCGUGUGUUUCCAGCUCCAGUUGUUCCUUCCUGUCCGUGGACUCCGCUGCCAUGCUGUGCCCCGUGCUGCUCUGUGCCGCUCUGCUCCUCCUGACACCUCUGGAGAUCUCGGAGGCUCGUGCUCUGCACCCUCCUCCUGAUGCUGUGCAGUUUAUGGAGCAGUUUCUGGAACGCUACAAUGACCUUUUGACCCUGGACGACCUGGAGAACCUGUUGAACAGUCAACCAGAGGAGCAGUCCACCUUCACCGCCGGGGUCAAAGCGGCCGAGUACCCCAAAUGGGCGGAUGCUCAAACGGGGGCUGAGAGCCCGUGGCUGCGCCUGCUGAAGGGGGCGAUGGCCAAUCAGAAGCGCGCAGGACCGGACCGGUCACGGAGGGGAUGGAACCGAGGAUGCUUUGGGCUGAAACUGGAUCGGAUCGGGUCCAUGAGCGGACUGGGCUGUUAGUGGGGAGAAGAUACAGACUGAUGACAUCCUACUUAGUCAUAAGGGAAACACAAAGGAUGUUCACGUGUGCUGAAGGAUGUUUACAUGUGUGUGUAGUGUUGUGUAAAUGUGCAGCAUUCCCAAUGUGGCUUCAUCCAGCGUAGAUCUGUAUUAACACAGCAGCUGUAGUUUAUUCCCUAUUAAACUGAAUAUUAGAACAUUGUGUGAACUGUAUUUACAUCAAAUGAUCGUCAUUGGUUUCUGGGCUUGUUUUGAAGUAAGUGGUACUACCAUUUGUCUUCAUACAGUAAAUGUGAUUUAGGCAAUUGUUAAAUCUAUGGAUUGGGAGUGUGUAAUGGAUGUAGAUGUUAAAAUAUGAUGGGACCUGUGAUUCCUGCUGUGUUUUUGUGUCAUUAGUAUGAAUAAAUUUGACGGCUGUA